AUUGAACCAAGUUCGAGGUUGUCGCAACGUAUCUCACAAACCAACUGAUCCAUUCGAAAUCUAAUCGCAACAAUGCUGAUCUCAUUGACAGUCGGCAAGGUCGAUGCCGGUGUUGCAGUCCUUCUGACCCAAGACAAACGACUUGUAUGUUCGCAUUCACGCCGGAUGGCCCCUUACCAGAUGCCAGCAAUCUAACUACUCGUCCAGAUCGAAUUUCCUUCGAUUCUACUACCUCCCAAUAUCUCCUCUGGAAGUAUAGUAGACAUCACAGUCGCCCGAAACCUCAACUCAGAAACCAAAUCCCAAGCUGCUUUCCUUGCGCUCCAAGACUCCAUCUACUCCUCCUUCGGCGACUCGGAACCUGUCGCACCCAAACUAAGCUGCAGAAAUGCAACUCAAACAUCCGUAGUCCUUGAAUGGGACCCAAUCGAGGUCGCAACGGCAGAUGUUAUCUCCCUCUCCCUCUUCCGCAAUGGCCAGAAAGCCGGCAACAUCCCCCGACCCACGACGAUGCACAGCACGAAGAUCAGUGGUCUGGCAGUCGAUACGGAAUACACAUUUCACUUGGUAUUGAGGACAAGUGCAGGCACUUUCAGCAGUGAUAAAGUCGUUGUUAAGACGCAUAAGAUGACGGACUUGAGUGGUAUUACAGUCACACCUGGUAUUCUACCUGCGCAGUUGAGGGAUAGUCUCACCAGGGCCGUGGAGAGGAUAGGAGCCAAGUUGGCGGAUACAGUCCGGAUCGAUACUACACACUUCGUGACUACGGAAGGGAGAGGUCUACUUUGGGAGAAGGCGGUUGAGAUGAACAUCCCAGUGGUUCGGCCGGAAUGGGUCGAGGGUUGUGAGAGAGGAGGCAGGAUCGUGGGUGUCAGGCAGUAUUAUUUGGAUGCCGAUCCAAGACAACGCCAGAUUGCUCAAGCCGAAAUACCUGCUCAGUCACCACCGGAGCCAGCUAAAGAAUCGCCUUUACCUAGUCCACCUGCAACCAACGGCUCAAGUCAAGCAAUUCCUCCUACACCACCCGCGAAGGAUGCGCCCAAGGAGGAACAGGAGAGUAGCGAUGAUGAGGAAGAAGACAAGGAAGACAAGACCGCCGUUCAGGACGAGCAGAAAGUCAGGGUUGAGGACAGAGAUCAGCAUAAAGUUGCACUACGGCCCGCAGCGCCUGCAUCAACAUCCGAAUCAGAGGAAAAAGACGAGAAGUUGAAAGAGCCUGCUGAUGAGAACAGUGGAUCAGGUUCUCAGACGCCAGGUAAUUCGAGUUUCCAAGAUGUAGCUCUCUAGUUGGACUGGUUUGGGUCACCAAUGCUUCGCUUUUCACAAUAUACCUAGGAUUCCUUCGGCUGGCUGCGAUCUGCUUGAGCAGCAUGGUGUUGGGGGAUAUUUGGUGUGUAGCUAGAAGAGCUUCAAAAAAUAAGAUGGACACUUUGUACAAGUAGCUUUUCAUGAGAGUGAGGUCCAACUCUUUUACUUUCCAGAAAGCCAAG
Molecule: messenger RNA, 1490 nt
Organism: Cadophora gregata
Lineage: Eukaryota; Fungi; Ascomycota; Leotiomycetes; Helotiales; Ploettnerulaceae
Gene: CHS5
Product: Chitin synthase, class 5
Exons: 1
Coding region: 511-1287 (258 amino acids)
Biological process (GO): conjugation with cellular fusion; Golgi to plasma membrane transport
Cellular component (GO): exomer complex; trans-Golgi network
Source: RefSeq, a predicted model, not a curated record